AUGAGGAUUCCUCAACCAGAGGCCGGUGGUCCUUCAUCGACGUUCAGGCCUGCUCCGUUGAAUGACCCUCCGCCACUUUAUGCGAGACGACCCCAAUUCGGGCGCUGGAACCACGUUGCCGCCAUUUCGAGAGCUUCAUUUAGCGCCUCCAGGCCCACAAAUAUCUGCAAAUCCUAUGAGGCCCUUUCCUGUUUCAACAGACGAAUGAUUAUGAAAGUUUUCAGAACUGAGGACAGGCUGAAAGCCGCCCAGUUAAUCAGAGAUGGCUUUGGAUCCCGUAGGGGCGCCGUCACUAUCUAUGAUAUAGAACGUUCAGGUGCCCUGGAGGCCUUAAGAGGUUGGAAAGAAACAAUAUUUCGGACGUUUGAUAUGAUGCCUCCAGGUGCUGAUGGCGUGGCAUGCCUAUUUACUCAGUCCCCGAGAUUUUCUAGAAGACUGCAUUCUCAUGUGAAAAAUGAGUUUUGGUCAACAGGUUUGCCAUGGCAAGCUGUGGACUUUUGUGACUACUUUCCUAUAGACGAGGCGGUGACAAAUUUCUGCGCACAAACGGACCUUCAAUGGGAUAAUACCAAUGACAGCCCGUCCAAGAUUUUUACUUACCCCCCAAUGCCAGGGCCAGAACUAUAUGCAUUCAUUGUAGGGUCACUGUCACGCAUGAGACUUCGAAUUGCAAAGUUCGCCCACUAUGUACUUCUUCUCAUGACAAAUGGAGUUCCGAUGCCAGGCACUAUUCUGAGCUGGAACGGGAUGCCUGAAAAUCCAAGAGGUGGACGUCACAGCCCUUCUUUUCCCAACAAUCUCAUCCAGCAAGCAAUUAGCAUUCCACUACUUGGUCUGGUGGACCUCUCCCAAAAUGCCCUUGCAUCAAUGUCUAUGCAGGAGGCCAGGUCUAUAGCGAAUGCACAUGCUGGUACUGUGAAGCUAUUCGAGAAUCGUAUAAUAACAAUGGCCUUUUUCAACUCCACCGCGACAUCUCAGGCCCAAAAGGCUGCGGGCGAACUCCACGACCGCGCAGAUAUCGACUCUGAUCCGGUUAAAGGCCCACAUAUAUCCGCUCACAGCGCAGUUAACCCUCAUGACACCUUAAAUCCUCCCGGAGAGCAGCUGGUGGUCUUGAGACUUAAAUCGCAGUUGCGUCACGACCGCAUGCAGUGCUAG
Molecule: messenger RNA, 1158 nt
Organism: Paracoccidioides brasiliensis Pb18
Exons: 6
Coding region: 1-1158 (385 amino acids)
Source: RefSeq, a predicted model, not a curated record